UAAUGGUGGUUAAUAUUAUUUUGAAAAUAUGAUUUAUUAUUAUUUUGGGAAUAAAUUUAAAUGAUAAUAUCGUGAUAUUUUGUUUGUGCUUUUAGAAAACUUAUUACGUUUUACUUAAACUAUAAAUGACAUUAUUCGAGCAAAAUGGGAUUGCGGGAAAGACGCGGAAUAUACAUAGCUGUGAUAUUGAUUUCAUAUGGAAUAGCUGAUAUUGAUACAAGUCUGCCAGUAGAUUUAGUUUCUGAGGAGAAAGCGCCACUACAAACAACGUUACCCUUCACUUCGACGUCACCCUUACCUACAACUAUAAACAUUUCUACCUCUACAUAUGCUACUGUUAUACCACCGAUACCACCAAGUGAUAGGGACAGGUUCCUAACCUUCGCUGAAUCUGGUCACCAUCAAACCUUCAUGUUUGCUAAAGACAACACGUUCAUACAACUUGAUGGGGACAUCAUACAAAGAUUUCAAUUAAGAUUAUGCCGAGAAAUAUCGUUCAAGUUUCGUACGAGACUUCCACAUGGUCUUUUAGUUUAUCACAACGUUAAGAAUCCGGUUUUCAAAAUGCAACCUUAUGCGUUAUACGUCAUUGUGGAGAAGGGAGAACUUAAAGUGGUCCACGUGUUUGGGAAGCAUCUCACUUCUGUAACAGUAGGAAGAGGUCUUAACAGAGAUAAUUGGCACAGUGUGGUUGUUACUAUUGAUGUUCAUGGAGCGAGGCUUAUCGCUAAAGUCGAUCAGCUGAAAGAAGAAGUUUAUUUGAAGGGCCUAAGCUUCGAUACAAAUUAUGGAAUAACGGACAACUUAACAUCAGUUAUUUUAAUAGGAGGUCUCAGUUCAGAAGAAAAGCUUCACGGAGUAAAAUACAUUAUAGAAUCAUUUGUUGGUUGCAUCAGUGAUAUGGUACUAAGUUCAGGCAAAGCCGCUUCAGAUCUAUUACCAAUAGUUCCUCUAAUUGCUACCAAACAUGAAAAUGUAAAAGAAGGUUGUAUAGACAAAUGUAAGACGAUGGAGAAUCUCUGCUUCGAAGGGUCUAGAUGUAUUAAUGAGUACAACGGGUACAGGUGCGACUGCUUCGGUACUUUGUACGAGGAACAACUCUGUGAUGUUUACACUGCAACAAUACUAACAUUACGAGGUUCGAGCUACGUGUCAUAUCGCGUCUAUGAUUGGAAGGAUCGCGUUCACUCCACCAACACAAGAGUCAGCUUACAUUUUAAGACCCGUUUCGACGACUCAGCUUUAUUUUAUGCGAGCGGACAGAUUGACGACAAACAUCACUACAUAGCAUUAUCAAUACAUUUAGAAAAAGUAGCUUUCAAAAUAGAUUUAGGGGACGGUCAAGUCGAAGAUUAUUUGGGUAAACGAGUCAAUAAUAACAUGUGGCACAAUCUAACAGUUAUUAUACAUGAAAAAACAGUUAUAGUUUAUCUCGAUGAUAUAACCGCUACAUACGAAGUACCAGGUGAUGCUAAAUUCGUCUGUAUAGACCCUGAGAUUUACAUAUGCGGUGGACCGGAUUUACAUAAAAUGAAAGGUCUAAAAUCGUUCAACAAUUUCGCGGGGAAUCUUAAGUACGUAUAUUACAAUGAUGUUUCGAUACUCUACGAGUUGAAGCAAAAUAACCCCAAAGUCCACUACAUAGGAGUACUCGAUCCUGAAUUCGUUGAUAUCGAUAUAGAAGUUAUACCAAUCACGUAUCCUUUCGCUACGUCCCAUAUUUGGUGGCCUUUAAACCAGAGCAACAGCAUCAAUUUGAUUUUCGACUUUAAAACCAGCAAGAAUAUGGCGGUUUUGGCUUAUAGCCAGAUUACUUCAGGACAAGGCUACUUUGAGGUAAGAAUGGUUAAGGAAGAAAUAAGAUUCGAGUUAGUGCCUGAUGUUGGUAAGAAUGUGACGGUAUUGAAGUCGGUAAAAUUCAAUGUCAGUAAUGACUGGCACACAGUCGAACUCGACUACAGGAAAGGAAGAAUCAAGUUGACUGUCGACUAUCACAACAAACAUGCGCAAAUGUUUGGUUUAGAUUUCCAGCUUCAGGAUAAAAUAGUUAUAGGAAGUGGACUGAAAUCAGCUAAUUUGGGCUUAAUCGGAUGUAUGAGAAACAUUAAGAUUAACGGACUGCUGAUUGAACCAAGAUUCGUGAUAAACACGGAGCGAGUUGUAGGUGAAGUCGCAAUAGAUGACUGUCGUUACGUAGACCCUUGUACGCGACCCAACACUUGCGAACACGGCGGCAUUUGUUCGAUCCGAGAGGAUAGAGUGAUAUGCAACUGUGAUAACACAGGAUAUAUUGGCGAAAACUGUCAUUUCGCUACAUUCAGAAAGACUUGUGAAGAACUAGCACUCCUUGGCUAUACAAGGAAUGAUGUGUAUUUGAUAGAUAUUGAUGGUAAUGGAAAGUUUCCACCGGCGCAUGUGAAAUGCGAGUUUCAGAUUGAAGCUGAUUCCUCCACAACUGUUGUGGAACACAAUCUGCCGAGCCAAGUGGACGUCCGUUCGGCUUCCGGCCAAGACUUCAGCUUUAACAUCAAAUACAGAGAGUUUACCGCAGAAAUGCUCCAAGAAUUGAUUUCUCAUUCGCUUUUUUGUCGUCAGUACAUUAAAUAUGAUUGUAAUAUGGCGCCUUUGGAGUUGCACAGCGCUACUUGGUUCAUAUCCUCUUCGAAUGACACCGUUGAUUAUAUUGGAAAUGUAAAAAGAGGCUAUUGUCCUUGUGGAGUGAACGCUACUUGUGUGAACCCAACACAAUCGUGCAACUGCGACGCCAACGAGAACAAGUGGCAUUCAGAUGAGGGUACCCUUGUGGAUCCUAAGAGUUUGGGUAUCACUGAGAUGUUCUUCUUGCAACAGAAGGAUUUAACUGAAGAAGCACAGGGCAGGAUUACUUUGGGACCGUUGGAAUGCGUUGAGACAAACACACAGCGCUAUGUAGUGACGUUCACGACGUCACAAUCGUACAUCGAAGUGCCAGGAUGGAGGAAGGGAGACAUCGCGUUCAGUUUCCGGACAACCGGAACAAGUGCGAUACUGCUGUUUCAACCGCCAAUACGGCCGAACUAUCCGUCCUUUAUGGUGGCCUUGACGAGCGAACACGAACUAACGUUUAACUUUACUCUAAACACGGGAACUACCAGGAAGUUAGUGAUUAACUCUAAAAGGAAACUGAAUGGAGGUGAAUGGCACAAAAUCUGGAUAGACUACAACUUCUAUCACGUCAGAUUUAUGCUUAAUACUGAGUACCAGAUGUUGAAUUUUCUCCUCGAGGAAGAAUUUGGACCGUUCGAAGGGUCUAUGUUUAUUGGUGGGGCGACCGCAGAGCAUUUAAAAAAGUCUGCAGUACACCAGGGUCUGAUCGGUUGCUUCAGAGGGUUAGUAGUGAAUGGGGAAAUUCUGGAUAUAUAUAGUUACAUGUCUGUCCAUCUGUCUGAAAUAAUUAAAGAUUGCAAGCCGUCCUGCGUCCCCAAUCCAUGUCAGAACAAGGCUACAUGUAAGGAGCUCUGGUCGAGCUACGAGUGUAUUUGUAAGAAUCCUUGGGCGCACUUGGGAAUGCAUUGUGAAGAAAACAUAAACGAAAAAGCGUUAACAUUCCAAACGAAGGAGUCGUAUUUGAAGAAGAACUAUCUCGUCGACAACGUGACGGACGCUGAAAAGGCGAGAUUGAAGAAGAUGAUGACGGAAGACGUCCUCAUGAACCUCCGGACGUACGACGACGACGCGCUCGUGCUGUACGCGAACGACAACCUGAACAACUUCAUACAUCUAUUCAUACACAAUGGAACGGAAAUCAUCUAUCUGUUCAACGACGAAGAUGAAAUCGUACAAAUGAAUGUUACUUACGAGAGAAUCAACAAAGGGGAAAGUGUUCAGAUUGCGAUCAUAAGGUCGGACAAUACGACGACUUUGCAUGUGAACGAUAAAAACACGACUAUCGAUAAGGUUGCCAGGCUUCUGUCUGAUUACACUAACAAGCCGUGGGGUAAUCCUGAACUCGAGGUAAUCCGGCCGCAGAGGCCGCCAGCCCCUCCAACAGAUUAUUUCCAAAUGAAUCUCGGCGGCUACGACCCCUAUUCCUUACAUUUAGCCCCCCGAGCGAUUCAGCUCCCUCAAGGAGGGUAUGUGGGUUGCGUAAGGGGUUUCAAGAUAGCUGAUCAUGUUGUUGAUUUAUCAAAAAAGGCGCAACAAAAUAUAGAACAAGAUUUGACGGGCGUCUUACCAGAAUGUAACAUGAAGUGCGAUUCCGAACCUUGCAAGAAUGGAGGGAUUUGUACGGAAGACUUCACCAACCAAGAGAGUAGCUGUGAUUGCGAACUGACGAGUUACUUCGGAGAGUAUUGUAUGGAAGAGAAGGGAGCUGAUUUCAACGGGGAGAGCAUUCUUCAGAGGAAAUUCGUCUUAACUGGACCGAUAUUGACGGUAAAGAUCAAAUUAGCAUUUUCAAGCAAUGACCUUCGUCAAAAGAACACCGUCCUAUUGUUAGUCCAGACCGAGAACAAACGCAGUUACUAUUUAUUGAUAGCAAUAACUCAAGACGGCUAUUUAAAAUUCGAAGAGGAUAGAGAGGAUUCGGCUUAUGGAGCUGAAUUUAAGAACAGGAAUUUUCUUAACGGCGCCCGUCACACGGUGUACUAUACCAGAAUUGGCCAAGACGCUAAACUAUUAAUUGACAGAAUAGAUGUACCGUUAGAGAAGUUACCGCCUCAAGGACUUUGGGAAGUGCUGGAUGUAGGCUCCAACGAGGUCCAGAUCGGAGGUUUGAACACCACUGAUCCGAGACUCAAAAUAUACAAAGGAUAUAAUGGAUGCCUGUCCAAUAUCUUCGUGGAAGUAAACGAGCACGUGAUGAAGCCGCUGGAGGAGUACAUGCUGUUCACGCGCUCCGACUCGGAGACCGUCAACGCCGUCAACGCGCAGGGCGUGCGCAGCGCACAGUGCUCGGCCGACUUCGACGAGGCGUGGCCCGACCAGCUCGGCGCCGCGCACAACGGCAGCUUCCUCAUCAGUGUCGAUAAAACGUGGGUCGAAGAUCCACCGUCAAGGGCGCCUUACGACUCUCUACACCAGCAACCUGACGCUGAAGAAGAGAACACCGACAAGUUCUUUAUAGCGCUAAUUGUUGUUUUCCUACUCGGAUUAUGUUAUACCGGCUCUCAUAUGUGGCGAACACAAAAAGCCUACAAACUGAGACUAGAAAAGGAAACCGAUGAAAACAUAUUGAGAAACAAAGAAAAGGCAACGUUUUUCCAAGAGCCUUCAGUUUCAUUUUUACAGCUCAAUAAAGAAAGUGAAGAAAAUAAGGAUGGUGACAAGAAAUCGAAUGGUGUCGUCAUUGAUGUCGUUCCAAGCAUAAUCAUAGAAGCAAAUGAAGAAAAACCAGUGAGCAGGCGAGGGUCGAUUAGGUUUAGAGAUAUGGUAGAUAAAGAAAUAGCAUGGGAGCCAUUAGAAGAGAAAGAUGAAACCCUAGAAAAUGAGGAAGAAGAAGAAAUUGAAGAGAGCUCAUCGGAAUUCGAAACCGAUGAUGAACAUGAAACAGACGGAGAAGACAACACGAGUUCUCCCGUGAUCAGUCCAGCCAACGAUCAAAAUUCGAUACAACGAAAGUUGUCAGAGCAAAUGCCAUAUAAAGUAGAGGAAGAGAAUACCGUUGAAUUAACAUCUAUUGCAUAAUUA
Messenger RNA from Nymphalis io (European peacock), 5667 nucleotides. RefSeq names its product axotactin (gene axo). Bases 145 to 5664 code for a protein of 1839 amino acids. NCBI's taxonomy places the organism in Eukaryota, Metazoa, Arthropoda, Insecta, Lepidoptera, Nymphalidae. The transcript is spliced from 30 exons. The record is from RefSeq and is a predicted model, not a curated record. Gene Ontology annotation, molecular function: calcium ion binding.